CUCCCUUUUGCCUCCUCUUAAGUCUUAACUUUCCCUUCUCUCUUCCUCUUUCUCUCUCUCUUUCUCUCUCUCUAGGGAUUGUAGAGUAGCAGCCACACACAAACACUACCCAAUCCGCCAUGGAUUGAUCGUUUCCCUGCUCAAUUUCGACGUUUUUGUCUUAUAUUUUGCUCGAAUCACUCAGGUUUGCUUUUCUGAUGGUUUUGCUCUCUAUCUUCAGGGUUUCAGUCGUCUUGUUUUUCUAAUUUUCUCGAUCUAGGGUUUUGGUGUAUUCAAGCUAGUCAAGCCAGUGCUAUUCUGCCAUGGAAGAUCCAGAAUCAGUUGUAACACUUAUGGACUCCACGACCUCUAGGAUACAACAGCUUCAGAAAGCAUUUGCUGAACUUGAAAGUCACCGGGCUGUAACACUCAACUUGAAAUGGAAAGAACUCGAAGAACAUUUCCAUGGGCUUGAAAGAUCCUUGAAAAGGCGCUUUCAUGAGUUGGAAGACCAGGAAAGGGAGUAUGAAACCAAAACAAGAAAAGCCCAAGAAAUGUUGGAGAAGCGGGAAGCUGCUGUGAUGGCCAAGGAACAAGCUUCACUGAAGAGGCUCCAAGAGAAACGAGAUGCUGCUGUCUUUGCCAUUACUAAUGCUCUAGAGAAGCACAGGAAGGUAUCAUCUGUGGAACCUGCUGUUGUGACCAGUGAUGUCCAAGGUGAGCUCCCAACUAUUGAAGACCAGCCACCUGAUACUAUGGCUGCUGAAAGUAAUUUGGGAGAGAGUAAUAAUUCUUCUGAAAAUGGAAAUAUCGAGGUGAUAUCUUAUCCAGAGUUGGUCAAAUUAUGUGAAGCAAUGGACUCGGAAGGGCUGCACAAAUUUAUAUCAGACAAUCGAAAGAACCUUGCUGUCCUGAGGGAGGAAAUUCCACUUGCUUUAAAAGCUGCAGAAAACCCAGCCCAACUGGUCUUGAACUCUUUGGAUGAUUUCUAUCCAAUGGAAGUGCCAAACUUUGAUGGAAAGAAAGAUUCAGGCCUAUUGGGUCUUCGUCGAACCUGUAUCAUGUUGAUGGAGUGCCUUAGCAUUUUGCUUACAUAUACAGAUCUAGUUUCUAUUUCUGAUGUAAUAUCAGAAGAUAUUAAGGAGCAGGCAAAGGCAAUUGCUGAAGAAUGGAAACCCAAGUUGGAUGAUCUAGAUGUGGAUGCUAGCAAUGGGAACUCCUUGGAGGCACAUGCUUUCUUGCAACUUCUGGCCACCUUUGGCAUCGCUUCUGAUUUUGAUGAAGAAGAACUAUCCAGGCUAAUUCCAAUGGUUUCUCGUCGUCGCCAAGCUGCUGUACUCUGUCGUUUUCUUGGGUUGUCAGAGAAGAUGCCAGGUGUUAUUGAAGUACUGGUCAAUAGUGGUAGGCAAAUUGAUGCAGUUAACUUGGCUUUUGCUUUUGAGUUAACAGAACAGUUUUCACCUGUACCUUUACUCAAAUCAUACUUGAAAGAGGCAAGAAAAAUUUCUUCACCUGUCAAACCUGGAAAUGCGUCACCAACUGCUGUGCAGAAUGAUGUCAAUGAGCGAGAGCUGACUGCCCUUAAGGCUGUGAUAAAGUGCAUUGAAGAGCAUAAGCUUGAGGAGCAGUAUCCUGUUGACCCACUGCAAAAGCGCCUUAUUCAGCUGGAGAAGGCCAAGGCAGACAAGAAAAGAGCAACUGAAGUUGCGAAGCCUCAACCCAAGAGACCACGUGCUAAUGGUGUUGGAUGUGGGCCCCGUGUCACUAACGUUACUGCUGACAAAACAUUCUAUCCUAGAGUCACUGAUAGGUACCCGCAGUACGUGUAUGACAGACCAUAUGUUUACUCUGGACCCACUGAAAAUCAUGUUCCCCCUCUAAUGGGUUCUGCUACUUACAACUUCUCUCCCAGUCAUGGCAACUACUUUGGAAAUGGCUACCAGUACCAAGCCCAAUAUCUUCACUAGUUAGUAAAGAUGGCGAAAAAGGUGACUACGAUCCUGAUUUUAACUGUUAGCCUUAACCCUUCAGUCCGUUGAUGUUGUAUGAAUGAACUUAGUUAUCUGAAGAAGACCCAAAAAAAAAAAAAAAAACUGUCCUGUUAAUUUUAAUCUGCUGUACAAGACAUACUUUGAUCCUCUAAUAUAUGCACUCUGUUUUGUGUAUA
Hevea brasiliensis (rubber tree) is the source of this 2146-nucleotide messenger RNA. RefSeq names its product FRIGIDA-like protein 3. Lineage: Eukaryota; Viridiplantae; Streptophyta; Magnoliopsida; Malpighiales; Euphorbiaceae. The record is from RefSeq and is a predicted model, not a curated record. The coding region runs from base 303 to 1946 and encodes 547 amino acids. The transcript has 5 exons.